AUGCCGACUCACGAAGCACCCUCGACAAGCAAGCAGCCAGUAGCCAAAAAGCAGCGGUUCAUUAUCCGCCAUGAGAAACCCAAAAUAACGACCAAGCAUGUCAUGUCCCUGCAACACCCCCUCGGUAUCAAACCCCUGGGCAACUACUACAUGGACGCCACCCGUUCCGAUUUCGCCGGAUCCUGUCGUGGCCCCUCCCUCGGACGCCUUUCCCAAUUGACGGAUGAGAUCAUCAUGGAGAUCCUCAACUUGCUCUCACCCAGCGACCUCGUCACUCUGGGUGCUACGUCUCGGGUUCUAUAUGGGUUGACACAUCUGGACGACAUGUGGAAGAACUUGACGAUUGAGCGGUUCAAGGGCGAUUGGGUCUGGCAGGACGAUACUUGGAGGGCAACUUUCUUGAAGCGGUCUGAUCCUGGAUACGAUACUUCGAUGAUUUUAAAGAACAGGGAUCAGAUGAAGUUGAAGGGGUUCUAUUCGGAUACCCUCUUCCAAUCCUUUUACUGUGCCGCUAUCGGAAUGGAGCCCUACACGGCCGUCGAGAACAUUGAUCGUCAUUCAGGAUUGAGUCUGGAGGAUUUCAUUCAGAAAUACGAGCGACCCGGGAAGCCAGUGAUUAUCACCGAUGGAGCCAAGCAUUGGCCGGCUAUGACCAAAUGGUCUACAGAGUACUUUCUCAAGACCUGGCCCGACGCAGUGUUGAGAGCAGAGUCAGUCGAUGUGAAGGUCGAGAACUAUUUCAAGUAUGCCCAGGGAACCAAGGACGAGAGUCCGUUGUAUCUGUUUGACAAGAAGUUUGGAGAGCGCUGUCAGGGGAUUCUGGAGGACAUGGAGGUGCCUGUUUACUUUCGGGAGGAUUUUUUUGGGAUGAUGAAGGAGAAGAGGCCUGAUUACCGCUGGAUUAUUAUUGGACCUGCGCGUUCUGGAUCUACCUUCCAUAAGGAUCCUAAUGCGACGUCGGCAUGGAAUGCUGUUAUUACAGGAUCGAAAAAGUGGAUUAUGUUCCCUCCGCACAUCCUCCCUCCUGGCGUCUUCACAAACGAAGACGAGUCAGAGGUGACCUCUCCAGUGUCGCUAAUGGAAUGGUUUAGCAACUUUUACGCCUCAACCCAGUUCCCCGACGACCCUGCAGAUCGCCCACUGGAGGGGAUCUGUCGCGAGGGCGAGAUCAUGUUUGUACCUCGAGGAUGGUGGCAUGCGGUCGUGAACUUGGAAGACUGUAUUGCUAUCACGCAGAACUAUGUCGGAUCCCAGAACCUCAAGGAGACGAUGGAGUUCUUGUACACGAAGCGGGAUCAGGUCUCGGGUGUUGCGGAUGAUCGGCAGGAGGGGUUGUACGAGGAGUUCAAGGAGGCGUUUUUCCGUAGCAAUUGGACCCCUCCGGAGGAGGGCGAUGUCGAUACCCCACCUCAGGAGGGUGCCGACAGCGGGGACUCGAUGAAUGCGGAAGAAAUUGGCAGGAAGCGAGCGUUGAUGGAGAUGUGGGAGAAGAAUGAGCAGGAGAUUGAGAGGUUGUCCAAGGCUGUGCAGCAGCGGUGCAAGGGAAGUGUUGAUGGACCUGAGCAGGUUUCUUUCUGGGAGAUGGCUAAGCGAGGAACAAGAGCAGAGGCGGCUUCUGACAAGGAGGGUGAGAGUGGUGUUGAAGCGAACGGUGGAUCUGGAGGUGGGUUCAGUUUCUCGUUUGGGUUUACUUCGGACGAUGAGGGGGAUGAGGAAGAACCAGUCGAGGAAGAGUCAUUGGAGCAAGAGAACGUUUCGUCUACAGCAUGA
Messenger RNA from Linnemannia hyalina, 1770 nucleotides. The record is from the annotation of a GenBank genome assembly. Lineage: Eukaryota; Fungi; Mortierellomycota; Mortierellomycetes; Mortierellales; Mortierellaceae.